UAGUAUAAAAACCCCCCACUACGUGUUCCUGAUCGAGGCAUUCAAACCUGAACACUCAACCAAGAAGAUGAGUCUCAGCGCCAAGGACAAGGACGUAGUCAAGGCCUUCUGGGCUAAAGUGGCACCUAAGGCUGAUGACAUCGGCCAAGAUGCUCUGUCCAGGAUGCUGGUGGUUUACCCACAGACCAAGACCUACUUCGCCCACUGGAAGGACCUGAGCCCUGGCUCUGCCCCAGUGAAGAAGCACGGAGCAACAGUGAUGGGUGGAGUUGCUGAUGCUGUGGGCAAAAUCGAUGACCUGACUGCAGGUCUCCUGAACCUCAGUGAGCUGCAUGCCUUCACUCUCAGAGUGGAUCCUGCCAACUUCAAGAUUCUGGCCCAUAACAUUCUUGUGGUCUUUGCUACCAAGUACCCCAACGACUUCACCCCUGAGGUCCAUAUGGCUGUGGAUAAAUUCUUGGCUGCUCUGGCCCGUGCCCUCGCCGAGAAAUACCGAUAAAUUGCACAGUUGGAGAAGACAGUAGACAGCAGACAACUGCCUCCAUGUCUGAAUAUGAAUAAAAGACCAAAUGCAGUAAAAGUGUCA
Molecule: messenger RNA, 586 nt
Organism: Cyprinodon tularosa
Lineage: Eukaryota; Metazoa; Chordata; Actinopteri; Cyprinodontiformes; Cyprinodontidae
Product: hemoglobin embryonic subunit alpha-like
Exons: 3
Coding region: 68-499 (143 amino acids)
Biological process (GO): oxygen transport; hydrogen peroxide catabolic process
Cellular component (GO): hemoglobin complex; haptoglobin-hemoglobin complex; blood microparticle
Molecular function (GO): heme binding; peroxidase activity; organic acid binding
Source: RefSeq, a predicted model, not a curated record